Molecule: messenger RNA, 303 nt
Organism: Mesorhabditis belari
Lineage: Eukaryota; Metazoa; Nematoda; Chromadorea; Rhabditida; Rhabditidae
Source: the annotation of a GenBank genome assembly
AUGUCGAAGUUGUUCACCGCUUUCCUCCUUGUCACCAUGCUGGCCGUGGCUUUCGCCGCCGAGGAUUACUGUGGGAAAUGUCAGUUGAUGUGCGAAGCGGCCCGCACAAAGUACAACAACGAUUUCACGACCGUUACAAGUGCUCAACUCGUCCCAUUCAUGGAGGAUCAAUGCAAAGUGCAAUUCCAGAACUUCGAGGUGACCGUUUGCAAGAGUGUUAUCGACAAGAAUGGUGAUGCUAUGUUGGCCGCUUUCAAGCGCGGAGACACCAAUCAACAGAUUUGCGCCGAAGGACAACUCUGC